ACAUCAGCAGAGCCGCCGGCCGGCGUUGUCGUUGUCGUGGUGGAGGUCGGCCGGGAUCGGUUCUAUCGACCACGCGAGAGCGCUCAUGUCGAAGAGGACGGUGCUGCGGGUGGACACCUCCUGCGCCAAGUGCAAGCGCAAGGUCAUGCUCGCCGUCUCCAGCCUCCAAGGUGUGGACAAGAUCGAGGUCGACUCGGAGAAGGGCACGAUGACGGUGACCGGCGGCGUGGACCCGGUGGACGUGGUGGAGGCCACCAGGAGGAAGGCCGGGAAGCGCGCCGACGUCCUCACCAUCGGCCCGCCGCCGUCGGCGUCCACCGCGUCCAAGCCGGAGGAGAAGAAGAAGCCCGAGCAGCAGAAGCCGCAGCAGACAUAUGUGGCGGCGGAGAGGAGGGCGCCUGAGCCGCCAGUGACGUUGUACGUGCACCACGUCCCGGCGCCGCCGCCGUCGUGGCCCGCGUACGAGCAGUGCGCCGUCGUGCCCUGCCACUACCAGCAGCAGCAGGACCCCUGCUCCAUCAUGUAGCUAGCUAGCUAAUCGUCUCUUUGUGUCACUGCUAUUUGGACCAUAGUACUAAUCGAUAUAGGUAAUUCAAACCCCGGACCGAUACCUCUGCGCACUAGCAUUCCACCGUGAUUUUCCUUCGAGAGAAUUAGCUGAACUUUCUGAAUAAAUACCUAAUGUUAUGGAAAAGGCUUCAAAUC
Molecule: messenger RNA, 705 nt
Organism: Triticum dicoccoides
Lineage: Eukaryota; Viridiplantae; Streptophyta; Magnoliopsida; Poales; Poaceae
Product: heavy metal-associated isoprenylated plant protein 2-like
Exons: 2
Coding region: 86-526 (146 amino acids)
Molecular function (GO): metal ion binding
Source: RefSeq, a predicted model, not a curated record